AUGCGUUCUGCUCUGGGUUUCGCCUUUUCCGCCCUCAGUGGCGUGGCAUUGGCACAGACAGGUCUCAAGGCCGAGGGAACAAACUUCACCUUGACUGGUGAUGGCAUGUCCUAUCUCUUCCACGUUGACCCCAAGUCGGGCGAAGUGGUUGGCGAUCACUUCGGAGGCACUGUCACCGAAUUCGUACCUCCGGCGCCCAUCAGCACUCAAGGCUGGCACGAUGGACUCGCUCUCGUAAAGAGAGAAUUCCCAGAUGUUGGACGCAGCGAUGUCCGACUUCCAGCCAUCCAUAUCCGCCACGCCGAUGGCAACACUGUCACAGCAUUCGCAUAUCAGUCUCACGAGGUCAUCGAAGGCAAGCCGGCACUUCCGGGACUCCCUGCCACAUUCGGAAAUGCCAGCGACGUCUCGACUGUCAAGGUGACUCUCUACGAUAACUACUCCGACGUCACCGCCGUGCUCUCGUACUCCGUCUUCCCUCGCUACAAUGCCAUCGCACGAAGCUUCCAGAUUCACAACAAUGGCACCGAGGACAUUGUCAUUGAGCGUGCAGCAUCCUUCAGCGUUGAUCUGCCGAAUCUUGAUCUAAACAUGGUCGAGCUGCAGGGUGACUGGUCGCACGAGAUGAACAAGGUCAUUCGCAAAGUGCAGUAUGGCGAGACCGGCUUCCGCAGCACCGAGGGCUACUCGUCCCACCUUCACAACCCCUUCUUCGCACUCAUCGACCCAACUACCACGGAAUCGACCGGUGAGGCAUGGGGCUUCAACUUGGUCUACACCGGUAGUUUCGCCGCCACCGCUGAGCGAUUCUCUCACGGCUACGUGCGUGUCCUGCUCGGACUCAACGAGCUUCACAGCACUUUGUCCGUGGCCCCAGGCGAGACCUUCACCUCUCCAGAAGCCGUAGCUGUCUACUCUUCCGAAGGACUGGGAGGCAUGAGCAGGAGCUUCCACAGCCUCUAUCGCAACCACCUAUCGAGAUCACACUUCACUCACGAGACACGUCCUAUCCUCCUCAACUCGUGGGAGGGCUUGGGCUUCGGCUACAACGACACCUCCAUGGUAAGGCUGGCUGGAGAGGCAGAGGCUCUCGGUGUCAAGCUCUUCGUCAACGACGAUGGAUGGUUCGGCACGGACUUUCCUCGUAACAACGAUACUCUUGGUCUCGGAGACUGGACCCCCAACCCAGCCAAGUUCCCCAACGGUCUCGGUCCUUAUGUCGCCGCAGUGAACAACAUCACCACUGAGGGAGCUGAUGCUUCUCCGAUGAAGUUUGGUCUCUGGGUCGAGCCGGAGAUGAUCAACCCCAACUCUACCUUGUACCGCGAGCACCCAGAAUGGGUUAUGAAGUCUGGACAACACAAGCAGACCUUGACCAGAAGUCAGCUGGUGUUGAACGUCGCCCUUCCCGAAGUGCAAGAAUUCAUCAUCAACUUCGUGUCUGAACUGAUCGACAACGCAAACGUCGAAUACAUCAAGUGGGACAACAACCGUGCUAUCCACGAGAUGCCAAGCCCAUCGACCGACCACAAGUACAUUCUCGGCCUCUACCACAUCAUCGACACCCUCACCACCAAGUAUCCACAAGUUCUUUGGGAAGGCUGCGCUUCCGGUGGUGGUCGUUUUGAUGCCGGUCUGCUUCACUACUGGCCUCAAUCCUGGACUUCGGACAACACCGACGGCUCUGACCGCCUGACGAUCCAGAUGGGCACUUCUCUCGCCUACCCUCCAUCCGCCAUGGGUUGCCACGUGUCCAAGGUGCCAAACGGAUUGAACGGCCGCAACAUCUCAAUCGAGUAUCGUGCUCACGUCGCCCUCAUGUGCGGCUCCUUCGGUUUCGAACUCAACCCACACGAGCUCACUCCUGAGGAGACUUCCGCCAUUCCAGAGAUCAUGGAGAUUGCCAACCGUAUUGGCCCGAUCGUCAUCUCUGGCGACUUCUACCGCCUUCGCCUUCCAGAAGAGAGCAAUUGGCCAGCAGUACAAUUUGUUUCCGCAAACGAGUCCACUGCUGUCGUCUUUGCUUUCCAGCAAACCAACGCCAUCAAGCCUGCUCCUCCGCCGCUCAGACUGCAAGGUCUCGACCCACAAGCGAGGUACUGGAACGAUUAUGACAACUCAACGUACUCCGGUCAGACGUAUAUGAAUGGAGGGUUGAAUUUGGACUUCCCUCAAAGGGAUUACCAGAGUAUGUUGGUCUGGUUGUACAGGCAGUAA
Molecule: messenger RNA, 2217 nt
Organism: Cercospora beticola
Lineage: Eukaryota; Fungi; Ascomycota; Dothideomycetes; Mycosphaerellales; Mycosphaerellaceae
Product: alpha-galactosidase
Biological process (GO): carbohydrate catabolic process
Molecular function (GO): alpha-galactosidase activity
Source: RefSeq, a predicted model, not a curated record